GGUUUUUCGGCUAUUCUCCAUUGCUGUUCCUCUUGAAUUUACGACAUCUACAUCAGUAAUCGGUUCACAGAUCUUUUCGACACUAUCGUCGAACACCUCCAUUAUAUACUAUGCAUCUUGCGGGUUUUUAUGCACAAUGGAAUCUCUGACAGCGACAAAGAGCAAGGUGUUCAGUGGCAUUCUGCUGGGUGGCCGGUCCCCCUGUAUAUAACCAGCCGCUAAAACAUUCCCUUAAACUCGCUAGUACUCACAGGCACUCUUCCCCACACUCCUCAUGGCCCCACUUUCCUUAGCACACACCAUCGAAGUCAUCUUCGACCGCACUCACGUCUCUAGAAUGUGGUCCUGGAAAUCCGUCAAUGGAAUCAGCGGUCACGUCGAUCUCAACGCGUCUCCUCAAGUCUCGAUUCACUGCGUCGAGGGUCUCCGACUGCGCCGCGUCUUUCGCGCUUUUAUGGGUCUAUAUGGAUGCAAACCCACCACCCCAGUCAUCAUCAAAGUGGCGUUCACUGAGGACAAGCGGUCUCUCCUCCAGCGGGAGGAGAACGUUUAUAAUCAGUACCUGAAAGAUUUGCAAGGCAGUUUCAUUCCCAAGUGUUACGGAUUAUUUGAAGGCUCCUUCGGUGGACAGAAGAUCACUUGUCUCGUGUUAGAGUACUGUUCCCCUGAAAAUAUCAGACCUGUUGACUAUAGCCGGCAAGUUAUGACUGCGAUCAACAAAAUUCACCAAGCUGGGAUUGUCCACCAAGAUAUCGUUCAUAAAUCAAAACACAUCCUGACGACAUCUGACGGAGUCCGCAUCAUCGACUUUGCCACAGCGCAAUCCCACAAGUGCCCGACGAUGCCGCUAGCUUUUGUACGUGAAGUGAGGCAUUGUGAAGAAUUGGUGUCCCUGGAAUAUGAAUGCGGGUUUUCGGAUGACACAAAUGUGGACGGGAUACACCAAAGGGCGCCGGGCCCAUCGCCUUUACCCGACGGGGGUUUACACUCACGCUUUGGUUUAAAGCCAUCAUACCAAAAACUAUACCCUGAGUUGAGUCGGUCCCAUAGGCACGCCCAUUUCUAGUUCGCAAGCACAUUUACUUACGAACUAUAUCGCAUUACUUACUUAGUAAGACGUAG
Guyanagaster necrorhizus is the source of this 1122-nucleotide messenger RNA. RefSeq lists its product as uncharacterized. The record is from RefSeq and is a predicted model, not a curated record. The coding region runs from base 275 to 1066 and encodes 263 amino acids. The transcript has 2 exons. Lineage: Eukaryota; Fungi; Basidiomycota; Agaricomycetes; Agaricales; Physalacriaceae.